This is a messenger RNA of Cordyceps fumosorosea ARSEF 2679, 774 nucleotides long. RefSeq lists its product as hypothetical. The record is from RefSeq and is a predicted model, not a curated record. Lineage: Eukaryota; Fungi; Ascomycota; Sordariomycetes; Hypocreales; Cordycipitaceae. The transcript is spliced from 4 exons. The coding region runs from base 1 to 774 and encodes 257 amino acids.
AUGCAACUUUCUGCUUCCCUGUUGCUUGCCUUCUGCGCCCUCGGGCUGCAGGGCGCCGUCGGCACGCCCAUCCUCGAAGGUCCCGUGGACAUUGGCGCGCUGGACCUCGGCCCCAAGGACGACAACACCACCGAGCUCGUCGCUCGUCAGCCCCCUCCUCCCGGCAGUACCAACGCCAACCCCAUCAUCGCCGAGCUGGACCUGGACGGCACCAAGAUGAACAUGCUGCCCUUCGAGGCCGACUGCUACGCCAUCCUGUGCCUGAAAGCUCCCGAUGUUUUGCAGCGCGUCGUUGGCAAGGUCAUCAACCGCAAUCGCAGAACUAGCGGAGUUUGCAAGUCCCCGUUCAAGAGAGGCAAGGCAAAGUACAAGCUCGACAAGCUCCUGCCCCCUACCCACAACACCUGGGGCACGUUCGACUCACCGGAGGAGUAUCCCUUCGCGUCCUCCGAGCAGGGCGGAACCAACGCCUACCUGUUCCCGGUCAGCCUCGCCUCCCAGAACUCCCAGGGAGGCACCCUGAACGGGCUGCUUUCCAAGUACGACAUCAAGGCAUACGAUCCCGCCAAACAGGGUACCCCCGGUGCCACCGACCGCACCUGGUACAAGAUCGAGUACAAGGGAAAGCUCGGCCCUUACUGCACCGCCCUCAUGGCGAAGGACACGAGCGUCUGCAACAAGAACUUUGACGGCAAGGGUGACUGGGGCUUCGACGUGGCCGACCAGGCUUACAAGUACAACAAAGGGGAUUACCAACGGAUCCCAAGAGUGUAG